CUAUAGUCACGUUAUUGUGUGAGUUGGUUUAUACCCUGCUUUUCUUGCACCCAUAUCAAAAGAAUCCAACACUGACAGAAAGAAAAAAAGACACUAAAGUAUAUUAAAGAUUAUUUUGCACAUUUUGUAUAAUACAAGCUUUUCCCACCAUUGUGUUGAUAUAUAUGUAAUUUCACAUCUACAUCUUUUCCUCUCUCUUAGUUAAGCACUUGGCAAAGAAUUUAAAUCUACUUGAAAUGGCUAGAGAAGCAGCCAUUUUUCUAUGUCUUUUGAUUGUUGUCAUGGAUGUCACAGCUGGAAUUCUUGGAAUUGAGGCUGAAAUUGCUCAAAACAAGGUUAAACACUUGAGAUUGUGGAUAUUUGAGUGUAGAGAUCCAAGCCAUAAGGCUUUCAUGCUUGGGUUAGGAGCAGCGAUACUUUUGUCUCUAGCCCAUGUUAUAGCCAAUUUGCUAGGUGGUUGCAAUUGUCUUUGUUCUCAAGAAGAGCUUCAAAAGACUUCACCUAAUAGACAACUCUCAAUGGCUUGCCUCAUUUUAACAUGGAUUGUUUUGGCUGUUGGGUUGAGCAUGCUUGUGAUAGGGACUGCAACAAACAACAAAUCAAGGGGUUCUUGUGGUUUCACACACCAUCAUUUCCUAUCAAUUGGUGGAAUUUUGUGCUUUGUCCAUGGCUUAUUCUGUGUUGCUUAUUACGCUUCUGCCACAGCCUCUUAAUUAACGAUUAAGAAAACAUCUAGAGUGGAGGCCACUUUUGCUCCUGCUUUUGUGCUUUAAGGGUUUUGGCUUUACCAAAUUUGUUGCUUUACUAAGUAUGUACUAUGGGGUAGAAAAAGAAAACCCCAUUUUCAAUUGAUCACCAAAUUAUCCUUUCCACUAAUCCACUGACAUGUGUUCUAUAUUUUCUUGGCCAAUGAAAGAUUUUCUGUUACCAGAGAUUGUAAUGGUAAUGGUAUUCUGAAAUAGGCUACAUAAAGCUAAAUAUAUCUUUCUACUUUCUUUAAA
This is a messenger RNA of Lathyrus oleraceus (garden pea), 1001 nucleotides long. RefSeq names its product protein VASCULATURE COMPLEXITY AND CONNECTIVITY. Bases 237 to 713 code for a protein of 158 amino acids. Lineage: Eukaryota; Viridiplantae; Streptophyta; Magnoliopsida; Fabales; Fabaceae. The transcript is spliced from 3 exons. The record is from RefSeq and is a predicted model, not a curated record.